Molecule: messenger RNA, 6017 nt
Organism: Manduca sexta (tobacco hornworm)
Lineage: Eukaryota; Metazoa; Arthropoda; Insecta; Lepidoptera; Sphingidae
Gene: msR
Product: sex peptide receptor-like
Exons: 3
Coding region: 72-1202 (376 amino acids)
Biological process (GO): G protein-coupled receptor signaling pathway
Cellular component (GO): membrane
Molecular function (GO): G protein-coupled peptide receptor activity
Source: RefSeq, a predicted model, not a curated record
GAUGUUCCUGUGCAAUAAAAUCAGCACUUCGCAAUUGUGAGGGAGCGUGAAUAAGUGGGAUCAGCGAAAAGAUGUCAAGUGGCGAGGGUGAUGGGUAUUGCUUGCAAGGCGGAAAGGCCUUUCAGCGGGUGUACGUUCAGGCACACGGUUACAUCGCAGUCCUCCUUUGUCUGUUCGGGUCCGCCGCUAAUUCCGUCAAUAUAGCUGUGCUCAGCCGCAAGGAGAUGACCUCAUCUACUAAUUCUAUUCUGACCGGCCUUGCCGUUGCCGAUUUACUCGUCAUGAUUGAUUAUAUACCGUUCGCUUUACAUAUGUACACGAAGAUUGGCUCGGAGUUAAACAGGAACUCAUACGGGUGGGCGGUGUUCAUCUAUUUCCACUCAAUAUUCAGCCAGACUUUCCACACAAUAUCGAUAUGGCUCACGAUCAUGCUUGCCGUGUGGAGAUAUAUAGCAAUCAAGUUUCCCCAGAGAAAUCGGACAUUGUGUAACAAGCAGAACACUAACGUAGCUAUAAUGCUAGCUUAUGCCGUCUGUCCCAUACUAUGUCUCCCAAUUUAUUUUGCAAUGAAUAUUCAAGAACGUCCGCCAGGUGUAGUGAAUGAUACUACAAAUAAUAUGACAAUGGAGCAGGGCAACACCACCAGUGCACCCGCGAACAGUGAACCGAUGUAUGUCAUAGCGAUGACUAAUAACAAUGAUUUGUUAACGGCCAUAUUUUGGAUUUACAGUGUAUUUAUCAAACUCAUACCAUGUGUAGUGCUAUCUAUUUUGAGUGUUUUAUUAAUUUUAAAAAUGAAGUCAAGCGACCGACGGAGACAGAAAUUGUUGAAGAAAUCAACAAUUACAACCAAUGAAGGUGAGAAGGCGCAGCUCAAUGAUGAAGGAGGGGGCAAGCGUGGCGGCGGUCGCACGGACCGCACUACCCGCAUGUUGGUAGCGCUUCUUGGACUUUUCCUGGCUACUGAAUUACCUCAGGCCUUGUUCGGCUUGCUCACAGCCAUCGCUCCACAUCUCUUUCAAAUCUGCUAUUAUGCUUUUGGUGAGGUGAUGGAUUUGAUGGCGCUGGUGGGGUCUGCGGUGAACUUCGUGCUGUACUGCAGUAUGAGCAGACAGUUCAGGUCUACUUUCAACCGGCUGGCGCGCAAGGUCCUGCCUCUGCCGCAGCGGCAAGGAGAGCAGGUCCCAGCGCUUAAAGCAUAGCUCAGAAAUGUAACGUUGUCUACUUCUGUGGUUCAUCUUUAAGUGACUUUGAUGAUCCAUUGUUAUAUAAGUAUAACUUCAGUGGAAAUGAUGACUUCUUUAGAUGUGUGGAUGUUUCGAAAAGAAUAUAAACCUUUGGAUUAUUUUUAAAAAAAUAGCCAUAUAAGACAAUCUUACUCCUAUUUCGACAUUAAAAAUAUAAAACGUGUAGCACUACUGUAAAAGAUAUAUCUUUGUAUACGUAGACAGGAUAUGUAUAAUAAAUAUAGACUAACUAUUUAGAGUUAUUUAUAAAGAUUGCAUCAAUUAAAUACUGGAGUAAUUAUGUAACUAAAAAUUUCCGAAUGUGCGCUUUUUAUAACUUAACUUUAUUUACUUUGUUACCUCAGGAUUCAUGAAGGACACAUUUGUUAUUAGAGAAUUUUAUGAUACUCGUCGUUUCAUACAGUUGCUUGGCACCCAAAUUCUUUUCUUUAACUUUGGGCUUGGCACAUUAGGCUAUGAUGGAUCGCGCUAUUCAUUCAUAAUUCAUGAUCGUUUUGUAUCAAUAUUCAAAAUAAGUAGGCGGGUAAUGAUAUCAGUUUGGAAUCGUGAAUACAUAUUAUAGUCAAUAAAAAAUAAACACAGACAUACAUAUAAAUACUGCUAAAACAUGUACAUAAAAUGUAACAUUAUACAACCGUCAAAUACCAAUAAAGUUGUAAAUAUAAAAUAAAACGAAGCCAUUUUAAUGGUGCUAAUAUUAAAGGAACAAUUUAAUAAAUAUUAAUUAAGUUUAACUUCAAGAAAUUGUAUUUAAGUUAUGAAAUACUUAAGUACCUAAUUUAUCGUAUAUAAGUUUCACUUAAUUAGUGAUCGUAACCGAGAAUAGUCUAAAAAUACUUGUCGUAUAUUUGUGUGGGUAGAUGUAUUAAAUUAUUAUGAUAUAUUAAUAUGAAGGUCAAACUACAGAAAAAAAUUAAAUUAUUGUUAUAAAAUUAAUUUACUUACUUUAAAAGUAAUACUCAUUUAAAAGAAAUCUUUGCCGACUUUUGAAAGGAUCAGACAUAGAGAGAUAAUUUUCUAAUGUAUAAAUGUAUGUGGGUUUUGUAUUUUCCGUAUGAUAAUCUUAAAAUGUCUAUGUGCUCCAAGAAAUGUAAAAAAAAGGUGAAACAUUUACGAAAAUUUAUUAGGCAAUACAACAAUUUGUGUAUAUUAUUUAAUACCUUUGUUUUUACUAGAUAUACACUCUUAUACCCACAUUCACCAAUAAUACUAUACGGGCCUUAGCCAAGUAUUCACAAACGUUACUUGGCUAAGUACGGAUCAAUGCUAUGAUAGUAACACCUGUAUUUACAAACAAUACUAUGAGGACGCACAGUGCGUCCGAACGUAUUAUGUUGGCAAAUCCAGAGUUUUCUUUGGCUUUGAUCAGCUCUAUUUAUCUGAUAGGCAACUGAAGUAAAUUGUAUCUCAAUAUUAGCCAAUUAUCGCAACCCUAUGGUAAUUCACUGCGGAAGCUGACAUACGGUAAACACUGAGAAAUAGACUUAUUGUCACAUCAUUGCUUUAUACUUACCUACGUAGCGUUUGUGAAUACGGGCCUAAGUCUGGUUCUCAGUGAUUACAGCAUGGUAGCUUUCGGACUGUAUGGCUGCUAUGAGUGACAAUAUUGCGAUACAACUUGAUUUAAGUUGGUUGUCUGAUAAACAAAGUUGAACGAUGCCAAAGAAAACUUUGAAAUUGCUAACACUAUGCGUUAGGCGCGCUAUGCUCCCUUACAGUACCGUUCGUUAAUACAUACGGUUCUGUAGAGUCUUUACUCAUUCUACGUACGAUUUAAAAUCGGCACAACGUUUCGUUUAUAUCUAAAUAGCGGCUCAGAUCACCCCGGAGCCCGCAAAUAUUUUUAUUGCGUUUUAAUUACUUGAUGCCAUUAAUUAAUUUUACAUUGCGCACGCCAUUCUCUUUCAAAUGACGUUUAAAUUAAUUUCGAAGUACAGUUAGCCACUAAAGUAACUGAACAAAUACAUAAUUUCAAAUCGCUUUUGAACUUGUGCGUCUUUAUCAACAAUCGUUUUUUCUUUAAUAAAAUAAACUUCAGUGGUUUAUUUAUUAUAUUUUAAAUAAAGAAAAAAUAAUAUUUCUAUUGAAAUCAACGUGUUUUGAAAAGCAUUUUAAAGUUUUGAAUUGGUUCAGCUAAUUUUGGGACUUACUGUACAUUUCAUUAAUAAAUCACACUCAUUGUGUACAGAUGACAAAAGUGAAAUAACAGUAGGGUGCAGCCAAAGGAAUGUAGUAUAUUUUGGCCAUUUUAUUAAUUUGUCGAUAAAACAUUGCACCGCAUACCUUAAUUUCUUUUCCUCUACAUAUCGUUUUAACUCUUAGAUAAAUCAUUAAAAUGUAGGUGAAGGUAAAUUCGAAAUUUACAUAUUAAUUUUUGCUCCUUAAAUCAAGUUCACUCUGUAUGUUAACAGUCAAGAGUUGACAUGAUUUAUGGGCUACAUAAAUUAUGCUCUACGUGUCAAUAAAAUGCGUAUGUUGCAUAAUAAAACUUCGCUAUUUCAUAAUGAUUUACCAAAUCAGCUUUUAAUAUCCAUUUCAAAUUUUCCGUUAACCAAAACUGCUGAUUCACAUUUUAAUAUUUGUUACAUUUUAGGCACAUAAUAGACGAUAGUUUACACGUGAGCAAUUUCUGUCUUUUGUUUUGGUAUUCAUAGUUUUAUAACUGUUAUUACGUAUUAUUCGCUAAAGUAGAAGAUUUAUACAACCCUUUUAGUUGUUUAAUUUCCUUUAUUACUUUUUGGAUUAAUAUCGUCGUACAUGUUAAUGACACUAUCGCCAAGACAUUAUUCAGGUAUAAAAAUAGAGUCAAGCAUUCACUCAUACAGAUCAGAUUUGUAUAUACUUAAUAAUUAGUGCAAUAAUGCGUUUUUUCUAUUAAAAUAGAAUAAGUUUUUGAAAAUUAUUUGCAGAAUUGUAAUAUAUACCGGCACAGUUAUUAAGUUACAAUAUAAGAAAGCAAAAUAAAUGUGAAGUCAUGUAGAGGCGUGACUGUUAAAAUUAACUAUGUUGUUUAUCGAUUUUUAAUGUCUGCAUCUGAGAGUUCAAUUAUUCUCCGCUCAAGUCUCACAACUCCUAACAAGCAUAUUAUUGUAACUGAUACGUUUUCUUUAAAUAUUAUAAACCUAUUGUAGUCAAUUAAAUAAAUAAACAUUAAUAAUAUAACUCGAAAAAGUAUCUAAAUAACUGUAAUAUAUUAUGCUCUUAUAUUUAAAAGGAUUAUUAAUACAUUACUUUGAUAAAUUUUAUUACAAAAAUAUAAGUAAUCGCUUUGUACAAAAUUUUUUACACGUCGCCCUUGUAAUUGCGUUUCAUUAAGACCACAUUAAUUAGAAUUCAUAUCGUAAUUUUCAAACGAAUUAUGUCACACAAACUCAAAUACAUUAUUAUUCGUUUGUGUUAAUCCAGUAUACUAUACUAUUUGUACAUACCUGCGAGAGACGUAUUAGUGAAAUUGUAUUAGAAUAUAGAUUAUUAAAUGUACUAAUGUAGAGCUAUACUCAUUGUUUUAGUUAAAUCAAACAUUUUCUUUGUAAACUCUGCUAAUGCUAUGAAAAGAUUAGUCAUACAAUUUUUACAACAAAUUGAAUUAUUUCAUAUUUGCUAGUUCUGUAUUAUAUAUACUAACUAAAUAUAGAGUACGGAUUCUAUCACUGACGGGAUUUAGGCCUUAGUCACGGCCUUAGAUAAUAGUACUGUCUUACUACUUUAAUUGAGUUCGAAUUAGAAUUAGUUUCAAAAUUCUUAUUGAGAACUCUUAAGUGGACAUGUAAGUUUCUUCACUAAGUUUUUCUUCACCUUUAAGUUUUUAUAUUGAAGUAUAUAUAUUAAUAUAACUGAUAACUGAAAACUUUUAAUUAGAUAAAUACUUAUUAAUAAGUUUUAAUGUUGAUCAAGUAAAAUUCAAAGAUAAAAACUUCUGUCACAGUUUGAGCGUGAUGCGUAAAUAUUUGUCUGCUAAUAACUCAAUUUUGUCUAUGAUUGCUAGUUUUGGAGCUUAACUUGUGACUCUUUUGACAUUAAAGUAUUUUUUUUUAAAGAUAUAUCUUAACAUAUUAAAUAAUUUCGCAGCUGUGUGUAACCAAUUAUGCGUUUUGUUAUUAAACUUAACAAUAAAUAACAUCAAUUAAUUAAUGGAAAUGGGAGCAGCCGUUUGGAUUUCAAAGUGUUAGAUGUAUGUACCUGUACAGUAAUCAUAAUUUAAUCUACGCGUGCUACCUUCCUGUUCCAUAUUAAUUUGAUUCUAGUAACGUGUUUACGUACUGAAUAUGUAGUGUAUUAUAACGAUUUCAAGCAGAUGUCUAAAACUCUUAGCGAAACGUAGACAGCCGGCUCUAAGCCAUAGCGCGCCAUUACACAUAAAUUAGACUUUGUAGUUCAAUUGAAAGUAACUUAAUCUCGAGCGAAUGUAAUUAAUGUCACCGAACAAAUUAGAAUGGAAGAUAAAUUUAAGCACUCAAUAAUUACAAUUCUGUUUAAAUUUGUUUACUGUUUCCCAUUUACUCGGAAUCAUAGAUAGAUUCUCUUAAAUAACUUCUUCGCGUGACAUGACAUAAGAUUAUUUUGUCCAUUGAAAAAUCAAUCAAAUCAAUGAAAAUUAAUUCAUUAGAAUACCGUUUAUUUUUUUUCUUCAUAACGUUUCGCCUUUUGUUAGUUGCGAUUUAGAAUGUAAUGAGUGUUCAGUACAUACGACACCUACUAAAGUCACGUCUUCAGAUUUAUCUUAUGUUAUAUUGUUUUCGAAAUUAACUGUAAUGUGUAAUAUAUGUAUAA